This is a messenger RNA of Plasmodium gonderi, 1383 nucleotides long. RefSeq lists its product as hypothetical. Lineage: Eukaryota; Apicomplexa; Aconoidasida; Haemosporida; Plasmodiidae. Bases 1 to 1383 code for a protein of 460 amino acids. The transcript has a single exon. The record is from RefSeq and is a predicted model, not a curated record.
AUGAACUCACUAAAUGACGACAAGUUGGAAAAAAUUUCCAACAAGGAGCUCAUUCGGCGGAUUAUAGAGUUGCAGAAUUCUUUGUUAAUUAUUUCUGAUAAUUUGGAGUUAUUAAAAUACAAAAAUAAAAUAUUAGAUGAAGAGAAUAAGAAUUUAGAAAAUCAUAUAAAAGAUAUUGUGAAUAAUGUAAAAACAGAAUUUAGCCAAAAUUUUGAAAAUAAAAAGUCAACACCGUCGAUUUAUGCCCCCCUUAAGCGCACAACCGAUGGAACAACCGAUGGAACAACCAAUGACACAACCAAUGAAUCAACCGAGGACUACAACAAUUUCGACAAUGAAAAGAAUGUUCAUCAUAAACCAUGUUAUGGAACAACAUACGUAGAUCCUGAUGUUGUUGAAGAGGUUCCAGGUACGCAUGUUCCAUAUGGUUAUGCAUUACCUAACAAUACACCUCAAAAGGUCUCAGAUCAAACAACAUGCAGUGAUACACAUUUGGGGCAAGAUAAAAAUUUUCAUAGAAUAGAUACAAACAAUACUGAAAAUGCGUACAGAAAUUAUGGUAAAGAUGUAGGACAACAUAUAAAUAAUAACAACAAAGAAAAAAAAAAGGAUGAAAAUUCCAAUUUUUUAAAAGAUCAAACAAAAAGUAAUAUUUAUAAUUUAUUUAUGGAAACUGAAAAAUUAAAUUCCAUAUUUAACAUUGCAUCCAAUGUUCUCAGCAAUUCCUUUUUUAAUACAUCAAAGGAACAUGAUGAGAAAAAAAAGGGGAAUCAACAUGUCCAAAUUCACAAAAGGGCAGGUUCAAAAGAAUUAAAUAACCCUAAACAUAUGGCUACUAAGAAUUGCAAACUUAAGUGUAAUUCAACGGAGGAAAAUUCUUUGGACAAAAAUAAUCAAAACCUUUCAGGUAUUGAUGUUUUAGGAAACGAUAGAAGCAGGAGGAGAACUUUGGUUUUAAUGAAUAGGGAGAAGAAAAAAAUGGAGGAAGUAGAGAAAACGGAAGAAGUAGAAAAAAUGGAGGAGGUAGAAAAAAUGGAAGAAGUAGAAAAAAUGGAAGAAGUAGAAAAAAUGGAAGAAGUAGAGAAAACGGAAGAAGUAGAAAAAAUGGAGGAAGUAGAAAAGAUGGAAGAAGUAGAAAAAAUCGAAGAAGUAGAGAAAACGGAAGAGGUAGAAAAAAUCGAAGAAGUAGAGAAAACGGAAGAGGUAGAAAAAAUGGAGGAAAUUUCCUCUGAGGAAGAUAUAAAAAUAGGGGAAAAAGAAACAUCUAGUGAUGAGGAGAACAAAGUAGAUGGCAAUAUUUUUCAGCAGUCUAAUUUAUGCCAAAAUGAAGAAAAUCAAAAUGAUAUGAAAAGCCAAAACGAUGGGGCUGAUAAAGCAAAUUAG